Cladophialophora carrionii CBS 160.54 is the source of this 705-nucleotide messenger RNA. RefSeq lists its product as uncharacterized. NCBI's taxonomy places the organism in Eukaryota, Fungi, Ascomycota, Eurotiomycetes, Chaetothyriales, Herpotrichiellaceae. The transcript has a single exon. The record is from RefSeq and is a predicted model, not a curated record. The coding region runs from base 1 to 705 and encodes 234 amino acids.
AUGGCACCUAAGAGGAAAGCCCGCAACAACAAAGCAAAGAAAAACCAGGAAGAGAACCCUCGCCCGCCAACCACGAUCCCCUGCCUGAAGUGCGGCGAAGCCAUAACGGUACCUAGGGCUUGCAAGCACGGCAAGAAACUCAUCAACUGUCAAGGCACAGGUUGCACUACAGCGCACAUCGAAGAACACAAUGCUCACUGCAUCCCCGCCACAAUCUCAGCUCCGAAGAGACCAAAAGCGCCGAGGGGAUUAGCGCCAGAAGAAAGAAUCAACUUGGAUGAUGUUGGAAUCGCGCCGCCUGCGCUUGGUGGUUCCUAUAGGAGCGCGAUAGACGCAGCUUACCGAGAGAACGACCGACUAGCCAAACGACGCGCCGAGACCCUUGCCUCCAUGACGCCAGAACGCCUCCAUGCUAUGGGUGCACUUACUGUCCAGCUCAACGCGGCCGUCAAGUCUCGGGGAGGAAAGCCCGCGCGAUAUCUUGAGGGCGUUCCGUUCACGGAAUGGUUUUCGAAGCUAGAGAAGGGUCCAUACGACAAUAUCAAUGAGUGGACGGAGAGGUUGAAGGCUAUGGUUGGAGGCAGCAAGACAGCCGAGGAGAUCGGAUAUGAUGAUGAGGAGAGCGAGAAUGAGGAAGAUGCGUGCCCGACUCCACAGGCCGAGGACGAGGGAGACGUCUCUGCGGCAACCCAGACAGAGGACUGA